Stegodyphus dumicola is the source of this 1467-nucleotide messenger RNA. RefSeq names its product glutamate receptor U1-like. The record is from RefSeq and is a predicted model, not a curated record. Gene Ontology annotation, molecular function: ligand-gated monoatomic ion channel activity. NCBI's taxonomy places the organism in Eukaryota, Metazoa, Arthropoda, Arachnida, Araneae, Eresidae. Gene Ontology annotation, cellular component: membrane.
UUUCCAUUUUCUUAUUAUUCUGACGUUUCAAAGACAGGAAAUUCUUUCUUUGAGCUUACUCUGGCUGGUUUAAAUAUGCAGAAGUUUAGAGUAAGGUUUGGCACGUGGAAUCCAUAUUCAGUUUUGAAAGUUGAAGGAAAUGAGACGCGGCUGGAGGGAAUUGCUAGAGAGAUAUAUGACAUCAUGUCGGAAACAAUGAAUUUUCAAUAUGAAACGCAACUCCAAAAAGAUCUGCAGUACGGAACGUUAGGACCGGAUAAUAAAUGGACAGGAAUGGUCGGCGCUACAGUUGCAAACAAAACCGAUAUAUCAGGACCCUAUUUCAUUACAGAGCAAAGAGCCAUGGCCAUGGAUUUUGCCGUACCUAUAGGGUUCUCUGAACUUUGCAUAGUAUCCGGGUUAGUCAGAGCAAACAGAGAUCCUUUUCUAAUUUUUGAGAUAUUUUCAUUGGAAUUAUGGUUGUUGCUAAUGUUUACGACGCUGAUAGCUGCCUCUUUAUUAACUGUGAUUUACUUUAAAAUCCCUUCAACUCAGAAAAGAAAAAUUUCUAGAGUAUUUCUGAAAUACAUGUGGAUGCUCACAGGCUCGGUUAUUGGGAAAGACUAUGGAUCAAAUCACAGAUGGUACUUGAAGCACAUCUGGUUAUCUCCCGGUUUUAAAUUUUUUCUGUUCCUCUGGUUAACAGGACCAGCACUCGUACUCAGAUAUACUUAUGAAGGUUCUAUUGUAUCCGCAUUUGCUGCAGAUAAGCUGAAACCCAGAAUUCAGACUAUAGAAGAAUUAGUGAAAGACACUGGGGUUACUAUUGCAACUUUCAAAAAUUCUUAUCCUCAGACUUGCUUUGAGAGGUUACGUGGAACAGAAUUGGAUUCCUUAUGGCAAAGGGUACAGGGGAAUUGGAAACUGCCUCCACGAAACGAAACUCCAUCAUGGAUGGACGACAUUGAAAAUGAGAAGUCUGUGUUUGUGGCUGAAACACUGUUCAUGAAAUCGCUAGUCGGUGAGAGAUUUAAGAAGACUGGGCACUGUGGAGUUCGUGUGAUUCCUACAGAUUUUUGCACUGCGUACAUUGCCAUUGCAUUCAGGAAACAUUUUCCAAGGAAAAUUUUCAAUAAUUUUAAUAAAAGGCUUUUGUGGUACAAUGAAGCUCACCUUACGAAACGCUGGAUUUCUAGUUCUACAGCUUACUAUGACACCUGCACACGAACUGGAACCACGAGUACCAAGCCUUUGGAAAUGAAAGAUGUUUUCGGUGCUUUUAUUAUAUAUACUGUCGGAACUCUGUUGUCUACUGUGGCAUUUGUACUAGAAUUUGUAAGCAAUAGAAAAAUCCGAAAACUAAAAUAAAAUUAAUUUUCAAUUUUGUGUGACAUUUUCAAGAUACAAAUUAAUCCAUAUUCAUUUUAAUUACAAUCUCACAUCUAAUUUAGUGUGUAAUUGAAAUCAUUUAUGUAUUUUCUGAUAUAC